AUGGGAUUUGGGCCAGCGACCUUCCAGUCAGAGAUACAGCCUCUUAACAUGCUGAGCUACACACUGCUGGCUCAGACACCAAGGCAAUAUAAGGUGCUGCAUAACGACCCUCCCCAGGCUCCCGAAACCAAGAUAAGCAUUCUGCAUACCGACCUAAUGGACCUGGCUUCUUUGCAGGAGAAGGUCCUGUUCAGAGAUAGGAACCGUGACCUUGACUCUCCGAAGGGGCGCUGCGAUGUGGUGACUGUAACUCCCUGGUUGGCACCAAUUGUCUGGGAAGGAACUUUUGACCCAGUUUUAGUCGAUGCCUUAUACAAGUCAAUGAAUCUGACCAUUGCUACAACUGUGUUUGCCAUUGGAAAGUAUACCAGGUUUCUGCAUGAUUUCUUGGAAACGGCAGAAAAGCACUUCCUGGUUGACUUCAAAGUGAACUAUCACAUUUUCACUGACCAGCCGCACGAAGUGCCAGAAGUGAAUCUGGCUGCUGGACGAAAAAUCUUUGUCCAUCAGGUGCCGAAGUUAAAGCGCUGGCAGGACAUCUCCGCUUCGAGGAUGCAGAUGAUCCAGACCAUCAUUGAGGAGCAGGUUCACCGAGAGGCAGAUUACAUCUAUUGCCAGGACGUCGAUGCAAAAUUCCAUUUUCGCUGGGGUGCUGAAACACUAGAUCGACUGGUAGCUCAAAUAAGCCCUUGGUUCUAUGAUAAAGCUCGUUAUCAGUUCACUUACGAGCGGCGCCCUGAGUCUAAGGCCUAUAUUCCUCCUAGGGAGGGAGACUUCUAUUAUGCCGGAGCCAUGUUUGGGGGCACAAUUGAGGAAGUCUAUAAACUGGUUAAAAAGUGUCAUGAACAUAUAGAAGCAGACAAAGCAAAUGAAAUAGAGGCAGUCUGGCAGGAAGAGAGUCACCUAAACUGGUACCUGCUUUACAAUAAACCAUCUAAGAUUCUCUCCCCAGAGUACCUGUGGGAUGACCAGAAGGGUAAACCUAAUGUCCUGAAAGUCGUUCGCCUUUCACAUGUCCUGAAGAACUAUGCAGAAGUAAGAGAAAAUGUAUAA
Brienomyrus brachyistius is the source of this 1053-nucleotide messenger RNA. Its product is annotated as globoside alpha-1,3-N-acetylgalactosaminyltransferase 1-like. Gene Ontology annotation, biological process: carbohydrate metabolic process. Gene Ontology annotation, cellular component: membrane; vesicle; Golgi apparatus. NCBI's taxonomy places the organism in Eukaryota, Metazoa, Chordata, Actinopteri, Osteoglossiformes, Mormyridae. Bases 1 to 1053 code for a protein of 350 amino acids. The record is from RefSeq and is a predicted model, not a curated record. Gene Ontology annotation, molecular function: hexosyltransferase activity. The transcript is spliced from 5 exons.